CACGAGCUGGGAAAUCAUGAGCCCCUGCCAGCCAGCAGAGACCCUCCGCACAGGGGACAAGCACCUCGCAGUUGGUGGGGACUUGGGCCAGGCCAAGAUGGAGCGGUCCAGCCUUGCGGCCAGGGGGGUGGGAGAGCUGUCUGUCCCAUUGGACUCCUCCAGACAGAGCCCCAAAGUGACCUCGCACACCAGACAGGAGAAGCUGGAAGGGCUCCGUCCACAGGCUGGCGCAGGCCCCUCGUCUGCCCAGAGCUCCCCCAGUCCCUUGCGGAGAACCACGGCACAGGCACGCUGCGACGCAUCUGAGCCACGACCUGCAGCUGCUCUCAGGCUUCGGGACCAGCUGCCCCCCAGGGCCAGACGCCUCUCUGGAGACAGCGACUCCUCCACGUCAUCCGCCCAGAGCGGCCCCCUGGGCAGGAGGCAUGGCGAGGACGGUGCCUUCCAAAGGGUGCCCAGGAAGGCGGGGGGGAGGCGCGCGUCCGAGGGGACCCCCACAAAGCAGCCUUCUAGCCGGAGCCAGUCUCAGGAGCGCGGGGCCCUCCGGGGGCAGAGGAGGACAGCCCCUGAGGAGCGGGGCCGGCCUCGCCUGGCCAAAGGGCCUGGCAAGCCCAGCCCCCGAGCGCAGAGCCAGGAGCCAGUGCUGCUCAUCAGCCGAGGGAAGGACGGGCAGCACUCCUGGGCCAGGACCGCCGGGCUGAAGGAGAGCAGCCGAGCCAGCCCCAGGAACAAAAGCCUGACACGGGGCGGCUCCAGCAGCCCAGCACCUGCCGCUCGCCGAGCCCUUCCGAGCAGCAGUGUGGCCGAGCCCUCGGGCCGGGUGCCGCAGCAGCCCCUGGGGCCUGAGAGACAGUGGCAGGCGGGUGAGUCUGAGUCCGGGGUCCCUGCGAGGGGGCGGCUCCUUGGGCAGAGCCCCCAGGCCCAGGAGCUGGAGGGGCUGGCGAAGAGCUUCCGGACCCCCCUGCGCCUGGACCCUAGCCAGGAGCAGCAGCUGUACCGGCACCUGGAGGAGGAGUUCCUGGCCAACUCCCAGCUGUUGGCGCUGGCCGGGGAUGAGGAGGAGCCCCUGGGCUGCACCCAGCAGACCACGCCAGACGCAGGGGCUGUUGACUCUGCCUACUGUUCCUCCAGCUCCUCCUCCUCUUCCCUGAACUUCUUCACUAAGCACGGCCUCCAGGCCGACUUUGAGCCCAAGAGGAACCUGGCGCCCCAGCGCCCAUGGGCCCCCACUGAGCUCCCGAACGGCUCUGUCUGGGACUCCGUGGCCCCGGAACUGGCCUCGCGCCGGAGGAAGCCAGCUCUCUCGAGUUCCUCAGAUGAAAGUAACUCCCCGGCGGUGGGCUCCGGGCCUUGGACCAGCGUGGAGCUGGCGGGCUCAGACACAGAGGAGCUGACUGAGGCCCAGGAGGGUUCUGUAGCGGGGAGGUGGGGCGAGGCGCCGCAGGGACUCCAGCCGCAGGAGGCCCCGAAGAAACCGGAGCAAGAGCUUUCCAGCUACAAGCUGAGGCCACGUGUGGAUGUGCAGCUGGACAAGAAACCCUCCAAGAUCCCCACGCCGCGCAGCUACCAGAUGUCAGGCACCUUGUCCACGCGCCCGGCGGAGCACAGGCGCCCGCGGACCUUCUCCUCUGCAGAGCCCCCGUGGGGCCAGACGGAGCCGGGAGGGCCAGAGGAAGGUGCCUGGGCCUGAUGGCUGGCGCCCGAGCCUGUAGCAUUCCCCGCUGCUGCUUCAAAAUCCACUGCCUUGCUGUGCUGCUACGGGAGGGGGACGAGUGGCCAGAGUCCCGGCCUCUUGAUUUGUGCCUCUGCAGGGAGCGUCCGUUUGCAGGCCGGAGCAGGGGCGGCUCUCAUACGCUCUGAGCCUGGCUUUCAGGGCCACGGGCUCAGGCUGGAAUAGCUCUGGGCCACUCCCUCCCUCUGCCCUGAAAGCCACGGGGCUCUGCUCACGGUAGCAGAGGAGGGGGCUGCCCACCAGUCUCCAGGCGAAGGCAGUGGCCUUGGAUGUGUGGGGGGUUUUAUUGACUGACUGUGGCUUGGGGUGGAGGGAGGGUGAGCAAACCGUGCUGCAUGUUCUUGGAGGCGCUGCUGGCCCCGAGCCGGGGCUCCCAGCACUGAGCCUGCGCCGUGCUGUACCGUGUGCUGCACUCAGAGAUAAUAUAUUGACCACGUCGCUGCUCGCAUAGCUGGCGUUAGCCCUAGGACUGCAGCACUGGGACUUACCCAGGACAGUAAAAGCUAAUGAACCCACCCUGUGCUGUCUGGCCCGAUUUGUCUCGAGCUGGGGCCGUGGGCUUAGGACCCCCAAAAGCGCAACUGAGGCAGGGUUCACCUGCCCCUCACAUUGCCCAGCAAUGUUCCCGCUACUCGUCUCCAGCCAUGCCAACAUGCACCACUGGGAGAAACACAAGCCCAGCUGCGGGCGCGUCUGAACCUCUGCUGAGCAGCUGCACAAGUGCCCAGCUCACAGGGACGCUGUUGGAGGGGCAGAGGAAGUGAAGGCAGCGCUACUUCCCCCUUGGAGACACUGUGAUUGGGGGGGAGUGCCAGCUGGGUUAAAUGGCCUGGCCUGACUCGGGGGGAUGGGCAGUGGCCCAAGAGCAGCACUUCAAACUCCAGCUGCCCCAGCCCUGUGCGUGUGUGCAAGGGGAAGCUAUAGCCUGAGCCACAGCAGCUGAGAUGGGGCCUCUGCCUAGUAGGCUCAGCACAGUCCUGACCUAAGCAUCCAGGGUGCUCCAUGCCCCCCCCUUGACACCUGUGGGUCCUUGCAGGCUCCAAGCAGCUGCAGCGUUCUUGUGCGAGGCCCUGCUGCCCAUGUGCUGCGCUAAGCUGCUGUUUGUGCCACCGGUGCACCAAGCAGAGCUUCCCCGCCCUGCCCGUGUAUUCUGAGAGGGGGCUGCUUAGCCCCAGGGUGGGACUUGGGACCCUCCCACGUUGGCGGGGGGAGGUGCCCUUUCGCUUUACACAUGCUGCCCACAGCAGUGGGAGAGCAGGAGAGACGGGGCAGAGCUGUGGGGGAACCAGCCUUCUCCCAUCAUCCCCAACCCAAUACGCUGCAGCACCUGGUACCCAAAAGGCUUUUCCUCCCCUGGCAGUGCAGUAGCGGCCAGGAAGGGGAUUCCCUCCACCCCGCCUGAGGGAGAACAGACAGGUUCCCCCCAUGGUCAGCGGGGCAUGGCCCGGCUCCUGCCCUCGUCAAAGAGGGGGCGUCAGGUGCUGCUCCACGGCAGGCCAGGGAAGCAAUGGGCGCAGGCACGCACAGCUGCAGAGCCAAGAGGGGCCUGAGUUUCAGCUUGGCCGCUGCCGAGAAAGUGGUCUGGAGCCCGGCGCCCAUCUGAGCCAUGGCCAGUACGGUGUAAUGUGCGCAGCUCCUCUUCAGUCAGCGCACAUCCAGGACAGCCCGGGGCGCUCUGCUCUGCUCCGCUCCCAGCACAUAGCCCUUGCAGGCCAUGGGCCAGAGAGCCCUGGGUGGGCCCUGCUCUGAGUGCCCCACAGCCAGAAGCCAGGGCAAAGGGCUGAGCCAAGGCUAGGCCUGGGAGAAGGGGGCCGAGUCCCAAGCCAAGCAGCUGCACGAUCAGAGGCUGCUUGCCUGGCCCCCGGCGCUGCAGGGCUGGAACAGGGCACCGCUAGGCACUGGUACUUUCCCACACACAAGUACACAUACCAGCUCUACUAAAUAUAUUUAGUGGCAGGUGCUGCAGCCUCACCCCGCUCAGGGGGCGAAGCGCUGUGCUGGGAUUUCUGGAGGGCGAAGAACAUCGGCACUGGUUUCCGGGGCCCACGGCCCCUUCCCCGACAGCAGCCACCACCAGGACAAGCCACCAUGCUGAGCGGAAGGGCAGCGCUUGCUGCUGCGGUAAAGGAGGCAGGGAGCAGCAAGAGGCGGUGCCUGAGGACACACUCUCCUGGGAAGCGGCCCCCGGGCAGGGAGGGUUACGCAACCUUAGCACAGGGUUCGGCUCCAGCGCCCUCUCCCAGGGCAUCAGAGCCCUGGCCGGCAGCAGCCCUCGGCUCCGCUAUGGUGGAGGGGCGCCGCUGCCACCAGCCCGAGAGGAUGCGGCGUUUUGACGGGCUAGCAGGCGCUCCAGCCCGCUGCUCUGAGGGGACCGGGGAGCUACCCCGUCGGGCGCUGCACUCUGCCUUGUGGGCCACGCGCUUGGGGAGGGCAGGGAAUGCAGAACACGGGCCUUUCACAUGUUUAAGAGGAAGGGCAGCUCUCCCUGGAGACCUCCCAGCACGAAGCAAAGAUCCAAGGCAGCCACCCAGCCUACAGCAGCCAAGAGCCCGAAAUCAUUUUAACUCCUGCUUCAUCCCCCGGGCUGAGACUUGGGCCAAGCUUCCGCAGGAAUCCCUAGUCGCCAGCCCCUCCACCCAGGAAGGGUGGCUCAGAGCAGCCCCACGGGGGCGCCUGGCUGUCCCAGGCCGACGGGAGACAGAGCCCCAUGCAUAGGGUGCUCCAGCAGGGCUAGCCCGUCGG
Messenger RNA from Pelodiscus sinensis (Chinese soft-shelled turtle), 4474 nucleotides. Lineage: Eukaryota; Metazoa; Chordata; Testudines; Trionychidae. The record is from RefSeq and is a predicted model, not a curated record.